Messenger RNA from Ostertagia ostertagi, 2004 nucleotides. NCBI's taxonomy places the organism in Eukaryota, Metazoa, Nematoda, Chromadorea, Rhabditida, Trichostrongylidae. The record is from the annotation of a GenBank genome assembly.
AUGUCUACGAGUGGCAGACUACGGUUAAGUGACUUCAAGGACUUGGAAGAAAUUGGUCGUGGUGGUUUUGGAAUUGUAUAUGCUGCAACGCAUCCUAACGGAGAGCGCAUAGCUCUUAAAAAAAUUUGUUCACGAGCGGCGGCUGAACGAAUUAAGGGAGAGAUCCGUGCGAUAAGAUGUAUGCGUCAUCCUAACAUUGUGCAGUUUUUCGAAGACUUCAUUGAUGGCAAUGAUACAUAUGUAGUAAUGGAGUUGUGUGAGCUGGGCUCCAUGCGAUCGUACGUCAAGAAGAACGGACCUCUGAGUGACCGAGCAGCUGCGUAUGUGCUACGGCAGAUUAUAAGUGCAGUCAAAUACAUGCAUCGUGAAGAUGUUCUACAUCGAGAUCUUUCCACUGGAAAUGUUCUUAUUAGUAGGAUUUUCUCUCCUGAGAAGAUAUCUGUGAAGUUAUGCGAUUUUGGCCUUGCAACACAUCUUCGAAAAGGAGAGACCGCUUGCACGGUACAACAUUUCAGCUCUCGCUACAGUCAGGUCUUCAAGCAGGAGUACGACCAAGCGGCAGAUGUCUACUCGUUAGGUGGAGUUCUGUACACAAUGUUGACUGCCAGUGACCCUCCAUCGAAAGGUAUUACAAUUCAUAUCAAUUACGCUCUGCGCUUUCCGUUUUUAUUGUUCAACCUCAUAUACUGCACUGUAGGUCCUCUGCGCUUUGAUGGCCUUGGAAUCUCAGCCGUUGAAUUGAUCGAACGCAUGAUGGAACCGGACGCUGGGAAACGAAUAUCCUUGAAUGAUAUUCAACAGUCGACUUUCAUGAUCGACUACUGUGAUGUAGCUUCAAUUUCUCGAGACUGGUCUGCUAUGGGUGAUCGUGGAACUUCUGUUCGAUCCCGUGAGCGGCGACACUCGCGAGAGUAUUCAAAAGAACGGCGAACGGCACAUGGUGAUGAGCCGCGUCCUCGGAGAACUGCCAGUAAUCCUCCUAUUGCUUGUGGACGUACUAAACCUAUCACUGGUGGCGGUGACAGUGGAAUCGACACGAGAAGCGGCGGAGAGUAUGUUAUUGUGGACGAUAACUUGCUGAUAUUUGAAGUGGCAAACAAGAGUGGUUUCAUAGCCAAAAUUGUAACCGUUUCGAUUGAUGGUCGAGGCAAACAGCAGGUCACGUUUGGCAAACCGCUGCAUUCAGAAGUGAAGCGGCCAUUGGAGAAUGACAGUUUGAUAGCAGUUGAUCGUAGACACGAGUCUAUGCCGUUAACAAGCUAUUCGUCGAUGAGUCGCCAUGAACGGGAUCUUUACGCGCAAAUAGCUAAUGCUGUUGAGGCAAUGCGAGGACGAGUGGACAAAGUGGUAUAUCAGCGACCUAGCCAGUUUCCCAAUGCAGUCGCUAAAAUAAUGGAGAAUGGCGCUUUCCGUAUUGUCUUCAGAGAUCAGCGUCGGUUGGUACAGAAAUCGGGCUCGAGAGAAGUGCAAUUACAUUUUCCCGAUGGUAGAAAGGAGGACGUGUCUGAUACGGAUAUGCUGGAUCGAUUCAACGACGUACGAAAGUUCCUACAAGAUGUCGAACGUGUCUGGGAGCGUCAAAUCGGUCUCUUUCCACUAUCGUUCUCUAUUUCCAGAGAUACGGCAACCUCUCCUCGUAUUGCUCACUCAGAAGUUCGUGUGCCACUUGCUGUAAUGAAUUCUCAGGCUCAGUCAUUACUAACGCAGCGAUCUGCACCAGCGACUGUAGGGCCGCGUGGGAAAAUUUCGUUGGAGUCGACUAAAGGAUUGUGCGCAGGGAUGCGAUUUAAAAUUAACAAGAACAAUGAAGUGUGCAGCGUGGAGUCGCCAGAUGGUCGCUACCUACGAGUAUCGAGUGUUUCGAAAUCCAGAUUUAUCUAUCGAUCUCAGCCUGGUUCAUCUGAGCAGAGGUUCCAUGUGGGUGAUGAUGUUUAUCCGAAAGGAGCACGUGAGCUCUACGAAUCUCUUCAACUAGAGAUCAAACGUCGAGAAGCACUUUCUUGA